Molecule: messenger RNA, 1934 nt
Organism: Danio aesculapii
Lineage: Eukaryota; Metazoa; Chordata; Actinopteri; Cypriniformes; Danionidae
Gene: gpr27
Product: G protein-coupled receptor 27
Exons: 1
Coding region: 558-1673 (371 amino acids)
Biological process (GO): G protein-coupled receptor signaling pathway
Cellular component (GO): plasma membrane
Molecular function (GO): G protein-coupled receptor activity
Source: RefSeq, a predicted model, not a curated record
AGAUGACGUGCAGCUUCACUGUAGACAUGCAGCCUCAAGCCGUUGCGGCGCGACGCGUCGCGAGGCGUCAUCCCAUCGGCCGCUGCCAGUAGACUCUCGAUGUCAGAAUCGCCGCGUUCUCCAUAAAGACGGACCCACCGUUUGUGUCACCGGAGGUUUCGCCAAAACAAGAACGCAGACAAGACGGCUACGUGCUCCGCCGCGAUCUUCACAACAGACGUGCGUAUAAGCUGUUAUUUGUGUUUUGAUGAAACGUCUUGGGUUGUUUUCGGCCUACACGACCGCGAUUUUCAGAUCAAUGGAGACGGAUACGUGUUUAUUAGGGUGCCUUUUCUUCGACAUUACAUGGAUUACCCAGCAGCUCCAUAAUUGAAGAAUCAAGAACCGCACGACGCCGAAACGAUGCGCGCGAUGUCCUGGAUCUCCAACCGGCUAGAGGUACGGUCAUAUAAAAGACUCAACUGAGUGUUAUCGACUGAUAUUUUGUGCAUCAAACUGGGGGACCAGGACUGCUUAAUGUCGGAUUACAAAGCCCAGGCUGGGUUGUGCUUGCACAGAUGGCGAACACAAGUGAUCCAGGUGGAAGCAACCCCUCGCUCCAGAAUUAUGCCAUCACUGCGUCUGCGGUCAAACUGGCGUCUUUGGGUCUCAUCACCUGCAUCAGCUUGUUCGGGAAUAGCGUGCUGUCCGUGCUGGUGCUGAAAGACAGCUCGCUCCACAAGGCUCCAUAUUACUUCCUCCUCGACCUGUGCGUGGCAGAUAUCAUCCGCUCGGCUGUGUGCUUCCCGUUCGUGAUGAUCUCCAUCAACAGCGGCUCUGUAUGGAGCUACAGCUACAUCAGCUGCAAGAUCAUCGCCUUCAUGGCCGUCCUGUUCUGCUUCCACAUCGCGUUCCUCCUGUUCUGCAUCAGCGUAACGCGCUACAUGGCCAUCGCGCACCACCGCUUCUACUCCAAACGCAUGACGCUGUGGACUUGCGUCGCGGUGAUAUGUAUGGUUUGGACGCUCUCGGUCGCGAUGGCAUUUCCCCCGGUAUUCGAUGUCGGGACCUACAAAUUCAUCCGGGAGGAAGAGCAGUGCAUAUUCGAGCACAGAUACGUGAAAGCCAACGACACGCUGGGCUUCAUGCUCAUGCUGGCCGUGAUCGUGGCCACGACCCACGUCGUGUAUGUCAAAAUGCUGUGUUUUGUUUACGACCACAGGAAAAUGAAGCCGGCGCAGCUGGUUCCGGCUAUAAGCCAGAACUGGACCUUUCACGGGCCGGGCGCGACGGGACAGGCCGCUGCCAACUGGAUCGCGGGCUUUGGACGCGGUCCGACGCCCCCGACGUUAGUGGGCAUCAGGCAGGCGUCACACAACGCCAACAGGAGGCUGCUCGUGCUGGACGAGUUCAAGAUGGAGAAACGGAUAGGAAAGAUGUAUUACAUGAUCACCCUGGCGUUUCUGCUCUUCUGGGCGCCCUACAUCGUGUCGUGUUACAUCCGGGUGUUUGUGAAGGGAAACGCGCUUCCUCAGGUGUACCUGUCCGCGGCCGUGUGGUUGACUUUCGCCCAGGCCGGAGCCAAUCCCAUCAUCUGUUUCAUCUUCAACAAGGAGCUGAGAAUGAGAUUCAGAGCCUGUCUGCCGUGUUGCCUGACCACACAAACACCCAUGGAGCCCUAUUGUGUGAUUUGAAGUGUUUUACUCUCUUGUUUUCACUGGCUGUGUCUGCUUGGUAAUAUACGGUGGCCCCAAAAAGUACAACAGACCCAGGGGGUGUUUAAAAGGAUGUUGAUUUAAUAUUUCCAUAUCUAUCUUUUUCAAAAUAAAGCUGAUUAUAAUGGUGACACUUCUCUAAGUGAAGCACAAAGAGUGCUGCUUCAGCUAAAGUUAACACUAAUCAAAUGCUUUAACUUUGUUGUGAUCAUUUAGAAUGAACCAUUGUAAUGGCAAAGG